CGCAGUCUUCCGGUCCCUUUUCUCGCCCCUGAGGCGGGGAUGAGGCUGGCGAGCUGGAACGUCAAUGGGCUCCGGGCUGGGUUGGGACCUGCGGGGUUGAGGCCGCUCCUGGACUCCCUGGGGGCGGAUGUCGUCUGCCUGCAAGAGACCAAGGUCACCCGGGACCUGCUGGAGGAGCCAUUGGCAAUAGUGGAGGGCUAUAACUCUUAUUUCAGCUUCAGUCGCACCCGCAAUGGCUAUUCAGGUGUUGCAACGUUCUGCAAGGUCAGUGCCACCCCAGAGGCAGCUGAAGAAGGCCUGUCUGGGCUGUUUGCUAAGCACGAUGGCGCAGUUGGUUCUUAUGGAGACACAGAGGGCUUCACAACUGAGGAGCUGCAGGCAUUGGACAGUGAGGGCCGGGCCGUGAUCACCCGUCAUCGUAUUCGCACUUCAGAACAGCAGGAGACCACGCUGACAGUCAUCAAUGUGUACUGCCCUCGUGCAGACCCUGAAAAGCCAGAGCGUGGGGACUUCAAGCUGCGUUUCUAUCAACUCUUGCAAGCUCGUGCCGAGGCACUUCUCAGAGCUGGGGGCCAUGUGGUCAUCCUGGGGGACGUCAACACAGCACACAAGCCUAUUGACCACUGUGACCCAGGAGAUCUGGAAUCCUUUCAGGAGCAUCCCGGGCGUCGCUGGCUGGACAGUUUCCUGUGGGAGCCAGACAAGGAUUCCCAGGAUGGGAAAUGCUUUGUCGACACGUUCCGUUUUCUGCACCCUGGUCGGAGUGACGCCUACACCUGCUGGUGCAACGUAACCGGUUCCCGGCAGCUCAACUACGGCACCCGCAUUGACUAUAUCCUGGCUGAUCGUGCACUAGCAUUGUCAGAGCUGCAGGAUGCCCAGCUCAUGCCAGACGUCUUUGGCUCCGACCACUGCCCUGUGCGGGUGGUGCUUAGGAGCGUCUGCCUGGGGGCGCCCCGCUGCCCACCUCUCUGCACCCGCUUCCUGCCUGAGUUUGCUGGCACCCAGCAGAAGCUCAACCGCUUCCUCGUGAAAGUGGAGCGGACCGGCCUGCCAGAGGAGAGGGGGCAAAAACGGGGCGGGAGGGAACCAAGUGUUGCGGGGGGUUCCAAGAAGAGACGGGUGGGUCCACCGCAGAAGGGGCAAGGGGAUUUGCGAAGCUUCUUCAAAGCUGGAAACGGCAGGCCUAGGGCCACCGCCAACAGUGCCGACUACCAGACGGUAAUGAAAACAAGGACAGCAGAAGAUUCUGGGGUGGAACCUCCUCUUGACGCUUCUGGAAGGAUCGCUGAUGAGCGUGGGGCGGAGGAAGUUGCUGGUGGGACCCAGACAUGCACUGGGAGUUUGAGAGAGGAGCCCACUCUGGGCAAGGCCAAUGGAGAAGCUCUGGAUUGUGGGAAAGGCUCGGUUCCCUCUAGUUCAAACCAGUCCGCUGCCCUGUGGAAGUCACUGCUGCCAGGCCCUGCUCGCCCACCUCACUGCAAGACCCAUGGAGAGCCCUGUGUCCUGCGGACAGUGAAGAAGCAGGGACCAAACUCUGGGCGGCGCUUUUACGUUUGCUCCCGGCCUCUGGGGAAGCCCUCAGAUCCCCGCUCCCGCUGUGACUUCUUUCUGUGGGCCAGUCGGGGGAAUCCUUGAAUUGAGAGGAGAACUGAAAUGAGAGGACGUUAGAGGCGCAGUGACCCCUAAGCGGAAAAGAAGGGGUUGGUUUCUAAUGGAAAGUAUCCUGGAUGUCUCGCUGCCUAAGAAGAGAGGGGAAGGCAGCUUCUGUGGCAGAGUGAGGCCUAGGCUUAUUGCCAGGGGGUCAAAGAGGUCAGGCCCAAAGUUUCCAUGGGAUCUUUUUGGGCUGUGCCAGUAGAAACUUACUUUUGUACCGGAGCAUGUUGGUAGUUUUGAGGUCUUUGAUGCCAGACCCUGCAGACAGGAACAUUGUUUAAAGAGGAAGAAUUAAUUGGUUUUAUUAUUAAAUCGACAGUU
Lacerta agilis (Sand lizard) is the source of this 1977-nucleotide messenger RNA. It is a transcript of the gene APEX2, whose product is annotated as apurinic/apyrimidinic endodeoxyribonuclease 2. Gene Ontology annotation, cellular component: nucleus. Lineage: Eukaryota; Metazoa; Chordata; Lepidosauria; Squamata; Lacertidae. The transcript has 6 exons. The coding region runs from base 40 to 1638 and encodes 532 amino acids. The record is from RefSeq and is a predicted model, not a curated record. Gene Ontology annotation, molecular function: DNA binding; double-stranded DNA 3'-5' DNA exonuclease activity; DNA-(apurinic or apyrimidinic site) endonuclease activity. Gene Ontology annotation, biological process: base-excision repair.